AUGACUACCCCAAGCAUCCAAGAUCAAUUUGUCCUUUCUAAUAGCUCACAUCCAGAUGAAUACAAAAUUGCAGCCUUGGUCUUCUACAGCUGCAUCUUCCUGAUUGGAUUAUUUGUUAAUAUCACUGCAUUAUGGGUUUUCAGUUGUAGCACCAAAAAAAGAACCACUGUAACCAUCUACAUGAUGAAUGUUGCGCUACUAGACUUGAUCUUUAUACUUAGUCUACCCUUCCGAAUGUUUUACUAUGCAAAAGGUGAAUGGCCAUUUGGAGAGUACUUCUGCCACAUUCUCGGGGCUCUUGUGGUGUUUUACCCAAGCAUUGCUCUGUGGCUUCUUGCUUUCAUCAGUGCUGACAGAUACAUGGCAAUUGUUCAGCCAAAAUAUGCCAAAGAGCUUAAGAACACCUGCAAAGCUGUGCUGGCAUGUGUGGGGGUCUGGAUAAUGACCCUGACAACCACUGUCCCUCUGCUACUGCUCUAUGACGACCCAGAUAAGGCCUCCACCCCUGCCACCUGCCUGAAGAUCUCUGACAUCAUUCACUUAAAAGCUGUCAACGUGCUCAACUUCACUCGACUAAUAGGUUUUUUCUUGAUCCCUCUGUUCAUCAUGAUUGGAUGCUACAUGGUCAUUAUUCAUAGUCUUCUCCAUGGGCAGACAUCUAAGCUGAAGCCCAAGGUCAAGGAGAAGUCCAUCCGUAUCAUCAUCACACUCCUGGUUCAGGUGCUCAUCUGCUUCAUGCCCUUCCACAUCUGUUUUGCCUUUCUCAUGCUCUAUGGGGAAGAAAACAGCUACAAUCCCUGGGGAGCAUUCACCACCUUCCUCAUGAACCUUAGCACAUGUCUCGACGUCAUUCUCUACUACAUUGUUUCCAAACAAUUUCAGGCUCGAGUCAUUAGCGUCAUGCUGUACCGCAAUUAUCUUCGGAGUGUGCGCAGAAAAAGUUUCCGCUCUGGGAGUUUACGGUCACUAAGCAACAUCAACAGUGAGAUGCUAUGA
This is a messenger RNA of Nannospalax galili (Upper Galilee mountains blind mole rat), 996 nucleotides long. It is a transcript of the gene Gpr18, whose product is annotated as G protein-coupled receptor 18. Gene Ontology annotation, biological process: phospholipase C-activating G protein-coupled receptor signaling pathway; positive regulation of Rho protein signal transduction. Gene Ontology annotation, molecular function: G protein-coupled receptor activity. Bases 1 to 996 code for a protein of 331 amino acids. The transcript has a single exon. The record is from RefSeq and is a predicted model, not a curated record. Lineage: Eukaryota; Metazoa; Chordata; Mammalia; Rodentia; Spalacidae. Gene Ontology annotation, cellular component: membrane.